This is a messenger RNA of Pyricularia oryzae 70-15, 201 nucleotides long. RefSeq lists its product as uncharacterized. The transcript has 4 exons. NCBI's taxonomy places the organism in Eukaryota, Fungi, Ascomycota, Sordariomycetes, Magnaporthales, Pyriculariaceae. Bases 1 to 201 code for a protein of 66 amino acids. The record is from RefSeq and is a predicted model, not a curated record.
AUGAACCAGCCGUGUGGUGGUGGUGGUGGUGGUGGUGGUGGUAGUGGGUUUACCAGCAUACCAUAUUGUAUCUGCGGUGUCGCCGCCUGUAAUAUUACCAAGCUUGGAAACAAGGGCACCGUUAGAGGCAAAGCCAGCGGGCAGUUGAGGGGGUCAAAACCGUUAGGGCUCCACGCAGUUGUAGGGCAACUGCCUAUCUGA